AUGCGUGCUCAGGAAGGAAUAAAGAGGCUGCGGCUCCCCUGCUCCGGCUGUCAAACCUCCCUGGGCGACAGGCUGACCGUCGGGGACGCGGGCCUGGACCGAGAGCGGCUGUGUGGCCAGGCCCCUCAGUGCGUGCUGGCCUUCGACGUGGUCAGCUUCUCCCAGGAGCAUUUCUGGCUGGUGCACGUGGAGGUGGAGGUGAGGGACAUCAGUGACCAUGCGCCGCGCUUCCCCCGGGCCCAGAUUCCAGUGGAGGUGUCCGAGGGCGCUGCGGUGGGCACGCGCAUCCCCCUGGAGGUGCCCGUGGACGAGGACGUGGGCGCCAACGGGCUGCAAAGCGUGCGCCUGGCCGAGCCCCACAGCCCCUUCCGCGUGGAGCUGCAGACGCGCGCGGAUGGUGCCCAGUGCGCCGACUUGGUGCUGCUGCAGGAGCUGGACCGCGAGAGCCAGGCCACCUACAGCCUGGGGCUGGUGGCCCAGGACGGCGGCCGCCCGCCGCGCUCCGCCACAGCCGCCCUCAGCGUGCGCGUGCUGGACGCCAACGACCACAGCCCGGCCUUCCCUCAGGGCGCCGUGGCCGAAGUGGAGCUGGCGGAGGACGCGCCCGUGGGCUCGCUCCUGCUAGACCUGGACGCGGCGGACCCCGACGAGGGCCCCAACGGCGACGUGGUGUUCGCCUUCGGGGCCCGCACCCCGCCCGAGGCGCGCCGCCUCUUCCGCCUGGACCCGCGCUCCGGCCGCCUCACCCUGGCGGGGCCCGUGGACUACGAGCGCCAGGACACUUACGAACUGGACGUGCGGGCGCAGGACCGCGGCCCCGGGCCCCGCGCCGCCACCUGCAAGGUCAUCGUGCGCCUCCGCGACGUCAAUGACAACGCUCCGGACAUCUCCAUCACCCCGCUGGCCGCCCCGGGCGCGCCUGCUGCCUUGCCCUUCGCCGCCGCCGCCGCCGCUCUUGGCGGGGCGGAGGCGACCUCGUCGACCGGGCCUGGGACGCCAGAGGUGAGCGCCAUCUCGCUGGUGCCGGAGGGGGUGGCGCGGGAGAGCCUGGUGGCUCUGGUCAGCACCUCGGACAGGGACUCGGGCGCCAACGGGCAGGUGCGCUGCGCCCUCUACGGGCACGAGCACUUCCGGCUGCAGCCGGCCUACGCGGGCAGCUACCUGGUGGUGACCGCGGCGUCCCUGGACCGCGAGCGCAUCUCCGAGUACAACCUGACGCUGGUGGCCGAGGACCGCGGCGCGUCCCCGCUGCGCACCGUGCGGCCCUACACGGUGCGUGUGGGCGACGAGAACGACAACGCGCCGCUCUUCACGCGGCCAGUCUAUGAGGUGUCAGUGCGCGAGAACAACCCGCCCGGGGCCUACUUGGCCACGGUGGCCGCCAGGGACCCGGACCUGGGCCGCAACGGCCAGGUCACCUACAGGCUGCUGGAGGCCGAGGUGGGCCGGGCUGGGGGCGCCGUGUCCACCUACGUCUAG
Molecule: messenger RNA, 1479 nt
Organism: Dama dama (fallow deer)
Lineage: Eukaryota; Metazoa; Chordata; Mammalia; Artiodactyla; Cervidae
Product: protocadherin-8-like
Exons: 3
Coding region: 1-1479 (492 amino acids)
Biological process (GO): homophilic cell-cell adhesion
Cellular component (GO): plasma membrane
Molecular function (GO): calcium ion binding
Source: RefSeq, a predicted model, not a curated record